Molecule: messenger RNA, 1202 nt
Organism: Prunus avium (sweet cherry)
Lineage: Eukaryota; Viridiplantae; Streptophyta; Magnoliopsida; Rosales; Rosaceae
Product: RING/U-box superfamily protein
Source: RefSeq, a predicted model, not a curated record
UAUUUUCUUUCAUCCACGAGCAAAUAUAGCUCUAAUGGAAGAAAACAGGGCUUUUUAGCUAGAGAGAGAAAGAGAGAAAGCGACAGAGGGAGAGAGUUGUAUGUCAAAGAGAAAAAAAAGCUUUAAAUGCGAGUUGGUUGAUGUGGUUUUCCCGUCUUCUAUCUCUUCUCUUAAGGACUAAGCAUACCUGUCCCUUCUUUUAUAUAUAUACACGCAGAUAUUGGUGACCUCUUUAAAGGGUUUAAAUUUCAUUGCUUUAAGAUCAACAACAUCCAGCUGCAAAGGCUUUUAUAAACCCAACAGUUUUUGACCCAACAAUGGAUUUUAUUGCACACCCAUCUCGGUUUUCUUCAUCUUCUUCGUUUUCAUUUGGGAAUUUCUUUGAGAGGAUCAAGGAAUUUUGCAACUUUGCGGUCUGUGCGAUUCUUGGGAACAUUUUCUCUGCGAUCUUCACCUUCUUCUUUGCAUUAGUGGGCACCAUGUUAGGAGCUAUGACUGGAGCUUUGAUAGGCCAAGAGACUGAGAGUGGAUUUGUAAGAGGGGCUGCUGUUGGAGCAAUAUCAGGAGCUGUUUUCUCUAUCGAAGUGUUUGAAUCUUCCCUUAUUCUUUGGCAAUCAGAUGAGUCCGGAAUUGGGUGUCUUCUUUAUUUGAUUGAUGUCAUUGCAAGUCUCCUAAGUGGUAGACUAGUCCGCGAGCGGAUCGGUCCAGCCAUGUUAAGUGCAGUGCAAAGUCAGAUGGGUGCAGUUGAAUCAAGCUUUGAUGAGAUCCCCAAUAUCUUUGACACUGGUGGGUCCAAAGGGUUGCCUGGAGAUUCAGUUGAAAAGAUCCCAAAGAUCAUUAUUACUGGCAACAAUAAUGUGGAUGCUUCUGGGGAGAAAGUCUCUUGUUCAGUUUGCCUUCAGGACUUUCAGCUUGGAGAGACAGUUAGAAGUUUGCCCCACUGCCAUCACAUGUUUCAUCUACCUUGUAUAGAUAAGUGGCUCCUGCGGCAUGGUUCAUGCCCACUAUGCAGAAGGGAUCUGUGAUCUGUGAUGUGUCUGUAAAUUACCAAAUGAGUAAAGUUCUUUUAUUGAUCAUACAAAUUUUGUACCCUUUUUUCAUCUGUAUUGUUGGUUACCAGGCUGCUCCAGUAGUUCCAUGCUCUACAUUGUGAGUUGAUGUAUAAAUUUUUUGAUUUUAUGAUAGUUUUUAUUGCACAGCAA